AUGGAGGCUUCAUGUUUGGAAUUGGCCCUGGAAGGAGAGCGGGCGUGCAAGGCGGGGGAUUUCCCUUCCGGAGCGGCCUUCUUCGAACACGCAGUCGAGGUGGGGACGGAGGAUCUGAAGACCCUCAGCGCCAUUUACAGCCAACUGGGCAACGCCUACUUCUACCUGAAGGACUACGCCAAAGCUUUGGAGUACCAUAAGCACGAUCUCACGCUGGCCAGAACCAUCGGGGAUCGGAUCGGAGAGGGCAAAGCCAGCGGCAAUCUUGGCAACACCCUGAAAAUCCUGGGUCAGUUCGACGAAGCCUUGGUUUGUUGCCAGAGGCAUCUGGACAUUUCGCAGGAGCAAGGAGACAAG
Protobothrops mucrosquamatus (brown spotted pit viper) is the source of this 357-nucleotide messenger RNA. RefSeq names its product G-protein-signaling modulator 1-like. Gene Ontology annotation, molecular function: protein binding. Lineage: Eukaryota; Metazoa; Chordata; Lepidosauria; Squamata; Viperidae. The annotation marks the transcript as partial. The transcript is spliced from 2 exons. The record is from RefSeq and is a predicted model, not a curated record.